AUGAGAGCGUGCUAUGUAACGAAAGAGGGGAGGGUAGAGAAGGCGCUCGGCUACAAGCUGGAGCGACCUGCAAAGGAGUUUAUGACAGUCGAAUCCUGUCGGCGAAUCGCGAUAGACAAGCACAUGGACGGCAGACAGAACAGGCAGCAAUGCGAGAUGGGAGAGUCGAAGUGUGAUCUAUGCGAGCGACACCCCGGUGGUACUAAGCAACAAGCCGUCGAAGAAGAGCAGGAAGAGCCAGAGGAGACGCAGGCCGACACUGCGGCAGUGGCAGCAGAGGAGCAGCGCAGAUGUAUAGAGCGAGCUAUAGUCGUUGAAGAGCAGAGGGUUGAGAUCCAGCAACGGCGAAGGACGGAACAAAAAGUAUAUGACCUGGAGCGGCUAGAGCAGCACUUCCAGCGCUGGAGCAAUGCGUGCGCCAUCUGCAUGGCCACUCAGGCUGACCCGGCGCGCCACGACUGGAAGGACUGUUCAAAGGCCAGCGGAGCGCAGAUGACAUUAAUGGAGUCUAAGGUGAAAUCUAUGCACCAAGUGAAGUGGGAGAAGUAUGCGCGGUGUUUUUACUGCUGGGCGCCCCAAGCCAUCUGCAACAAGUGGGAGGAAACAAGCAUACAGGGUGCGUUUAAGACACAAGGGAUGCAUGUGCCUUGCCAGUACGAUGGAGUGCUCCAGAGAGCAGUAGCUGCGCUGCUUGCCUGCCAGCCACUGAUGUGCACGCCAUGGCUGGAGCAGCAGAUGCAAGACGCCGCGAUUGUGCACGGUAGCGAUGAGCUCCGGCUUUACAAGUGGCUCGGAUUAAAGAUCAAGAUGGGCCAGAGAGACGUGAGCCAGAUGUGUCGUUUCCUAUAUGCUUGGGAGGAGGGGCAUGUGCAGUCGUAUUUAGCAGACUAG
Messenger RNA from Ascochyta rabiei, 891 nucleotides. RefSeq lists its product as uncharacterized. The record is from RefSeq and is a predicted model, not a curated record. The transcript has a single exon. The coding region runs from base 1 to 891 and encodes 296 amino acids. Lineage: Eukaryota; Fungi; Ascomycota; Dothideomycetes; Pleosporales; Didymellaceae.